Limanda limanda (common dab) is the source of this 2547-nucleotide messenger RNA. It is a transcript of the gene zdhhc2, whose product is annotated as zinc finger DHHC-type palmitoyltransferase 2. Gene Ontology annotation, biological process: peptidyl-L-cysteine S-palmitoylation; protein targeting to membrane. The record is from RefSeq and is a predicted model, not a curated record. Gene Ontology annotation, molecular function: protein-cysteine S-palmitoyltransferase activity. Gene Ontology annotation, cellular component: endoplasmic reticulum; Golgi apparatus. The coding region runs from base 132 to 1235 and encodes 367 amino acids. The transcript is spliced from 13 exons. NCBI's taxonomy places the organism in Eukaryota, Metazoa, Chordata, Actinopteri, Pleuronectiformes, Pleuronectidae.
UGCAGUGACAGUCCACAGGAAGACACACACACUCACACACACACACUCACACACACACUCACACACACUGAGCGAGGGCAGGGAGAGGAGGAACACGCGGAUGCGCACGAGGAAUGGUCCGCUCCUAGACCAUGGCUCCGUCGGGCUCGCGUAGUAUCAAGCGGGGCUGUCAGAGAGUUCUGUACUGGAUCCCAGUGCUCUUCAUCGCCCUCAUAGUGGGCUGGUCCUACUACGCGUAUGUGCUGCAGCUGUGCAUAGAAUCUAUUGAAGACACAGGGAAAAAGGUGGUGUUCUUGCUGGUGUACCAUGCCAUCUUCAUCAUGUUUGUGUGGGCGUACUGGCAAACCAUCUUCACCAGGCCCAUGAACCCGCUGAAGGAGUUCCACCUGUCCUUCUCUGACAAGGAGCUGCUGGAGCGUGAAGAUCGUGGAGAGUCCCAGCAGGAGAUCCUGAGGAGGAUAGCCAAGGAUCUGCCCAUCUACACCCGCACCAACUCUGGAGCAAUCCGUUUCUGCGACCGCUGCCAGCUGCUGAAGCCUGAUCGAUGUCACCAUUGUUCAGUGUGUGAUAAAUGCAUCCUGAAGAUGGACCACCACUGCCCUUGGGUGAACAACUGUGUGGGAUUCUCCAACUACAAGUACUUCAUGCUGUUCUUGGCGUACUCGCUGCUCUACUGCCUUUUUAUUACUGCUACAGAUCUUCAAUACUUCAUUAAAUUUUGGAUGAACGGGCUCCCAGACACUCAGGCCAAGUUCCACAUCCUCUUCCUCUUCUUCUCGGCCUCCAUGUUCUCGGUCAGCCUGGCCUCUCUUCUCAUCUACCACUGCUGGCUCGUGUGCAAGAACAGAUCCACACUCGAAGCUGUACGGGCACCGGUGUUUCGUCACGGCAUAGACAAGAACGGUUUCAGUCUGGGCUGCAGUAAGAACUUCCGCCAGGUCUUUGGUGAUGAAGCUAAGUACUGGCCUAUUCCCAUCUUCUCCAGUCUAGGAGACGGCUGCUCGUUCCCGUCCUGCCUGGUGAACACGGACCCUGAGCAGCCUUCCUCACCCACAGGCUCCAGCCCUGCCAACAAGGGUGCAGCAGAAGGCCGCCAGUUCCCCUCCAAACCGCUGAGGGACAGCCAGAGUAGACUGCUCGCCAGCACCCCCUCCUGGACAGACAGUGACAGUGCAGCGGAGAAAGAAAGGAAAGGUGCCAGCAACCAAGGGAUGACCAUCGAACACGAGGCAUAACCAGCUAGAGUGGGAACCUUCAAUUCAAGACAAGGUCUCUGCUGGACCCCUUCUGUGUUUGUGCCUAUCAGAACAGGACGUGCUGGUGACAUCGCCGGCAAUUGGUGUUUUCCAUAUUGCACCCCCUUCUUCUGAGAGGUUUAAACGGGAAAAACCAACACGUAUAAUCAUCAGUGUCCCAGUUACUGAAUUUAUCUGCUGCUAUCUGGACGCAUUUGGGUGGAUCCAAAUGAAAACUGCAUUCCAACAAUCCCAUUUGCUUUUGUUUCUGUAUGAAUAAGCACAGAGCAGCGUUAAAGGAAGAGAUGUUUUGCACUUUGAAUACUUGUAGCUUUUGUAUGUUACAGUUUUAUGUUAAUUGAAUAGCUUAGCACAUUAGUAAAUGCUUUUAUAAGUUUGCCAAACAUUUGCACAUUAAUUAUACAGUAGUGAUGGUGUUGAUAUGAUGUAAAAACAUUCCUUCAGUUUUGUUUUUACGUUUUUUACCACCCGACAUAUUGUGUUGUGGAAAUGCUGCAUGCUCUCAUCUCAAGAUGUCAACGCAAACACUAUUUGUUGUAGUGAACUGUACGAGAUGCUUUCCCCGUUUUGCUUGAAAACAAAAACAAGAAGUAAAGUCUUUAGUAAGAACACGUUUGAUUAAGGGCUCUUUUGAAUGAUUAAAGCAUGAGUGAGGAUGUUGCCGUCACAUUAAACCUCCACCCUGCCCCCCCGUGGCGGACACUUGGUACACGUCAACCUGCCGGACGAAAAAGCUGCCAGCGAACCUCGAUGUGAUGGUGCUGCGGAUCUGUUUACACGGAAAUGAGAAAAUACUUUACCAUCUUUAAAAAAAUACUUCAAUAGGUAACACAGAAAGGAAUCAAGUUUGUUCCGCUUUAAGUUAUACACACACAAUCACACAUUUUAAUUUGAAUAAGCAUAAUCAGUUUGUGUGUUACCAAUUGCAGUCAUUUUUUAAGUUGGUCCACCACUUUUCCUUUUCCAGAGCACGAUCAAAAAGCAGAUAGUGAUGAGUGUUUUUGUUACACACAACAUUGUGGAUGUUCUCCAGAAAAAAAAACAAGAGAAACCAGUUCCAGCCCCUUUGUACAGUAUUUUCACCUUUUGACGAUUCUGUCUUUCCCCGGCUGGAAACAAAAAAAACAACUGAACAUUAGUUUAAAGAAUGUAUGCUUGUUUAAAAAAAAGCUUCAUGGUGAUUGUUUAUAUUUUUCUAUUCUGUCUGUCUGACUCGAGACAACAUGGAUGUGUGAGGCGAAGUACUGUAAAGUUGUGAUGCCUUAUCAAGAAUAAAACAAGCUCUUCUCCA